Messenger RNA from Lentinula edodes (shiitake mushroom), 333 nucleotides. Its product is annotated as PIN domain-like protein. The transcript has 2 exons. The coding region runs from base 1 to 333 and encodes 110 amino acids. Gene Ontology annotation, molecular function: 5'-flap endonuclease activity. NCBI's taxonomy places the organism in Eukaryota, Fungi, Basidiomycota, Agaricomycetes, Agaricales, Omphalotaceae. The record is from RefSeq and is a predicted model, not a curated record.
AUGCAUGCAACCACCUCUCCGCUUUCUCAGCUAUUCAAGUUUUUAUGUUACUUAUCGCAAGCGGGUGUCCAUGGUAUCUUUGUCUAUGAUGGGGAAGAGCGCUCCCGAAUUAAGCGAGGCCGCCAGGUUAUCACGAGGGAACCGGGCUACUAUACACAAGCUAGAGUUCUGAUAGAGGCGUUUGGUUACUAUGCUCACACUGUAAGCUCUGGUGAAGCUGAUGCUGAACUAGCAGAGAUGUGCAAAAGGGGCCUUGUUGAUGCUGUUUUUACUAAGGAUAGCGAUCUUCUUCCCUUUGGCGCUCCUCGCAUCUUCCGACCCCUGCGCAUGUGA